Messenger RNA from Hansenula ciferrii, 651 nucleotides. It is a transcript of the gene TAF14, whose product is annotated as TATA-binding protein-associated factor TAF14. The record is from RefSeq and is a predicted model, not a curated record. Lineage: Eukaryota; Fungi; Ascomycota; Saccharomycetes; Phaffomycetales; Wickerhamomycetaceae. Gene Ontology annotation, biological process: regulation of transcription by RNA polymerase II; chromatin remodeling. Gene Ontology annotation, cellular component: Swr1 complex; NuA4 histone acetyltransferase complex. Gene Ontology annotation, molecular function: histone binding. Bases 1 to 651 code for a protein of 216 amino acids. The transcript has a single exon.
AUGCGUUCUUGGUCAAUUGAAAUAUUUCUAUUAGAUGAAUCUGGAAAACAAAUCCCAGCCACAAUAUUCGAUAAAGUCACAUACCAUUUACAUCCAACUUUCCAAAAUCCAACUCGUAUUUUCAAGAAAGCUCCUUUCAAGAUUGAAGAAGAAGGUUGGGGUGAAUUUGAACUGGGUUUAACUUUAACUUUACUUGAUAAGAGUGGUGAUAGAAAAUUAGGUCAUGAUUUGAAUUUCUUACAAAAUAAAUAUGAAGUUGAUCAUACCAUAAGUAUUCCAAUUCAAAAAUCUGCAAAUUUAAGAUCUAUAUUAGCUGAAAGUGGACCAGUUCCAGAAAUUGAUGAAACUAUUGGUGAUAAACGUAAACAAAACAAUGCUUCUGAUUCUAAAUCUAAAAGAUCAAAAUUAGGUUCAAGUACCAUGACAGGUGCUGUUAAAGGUAGUGUAGAUUUAGAAAAAUUAGCUGAAGGUUUAACUAAAUUAAGUGAAGAUGAUUUGUUAGGUGUUGUUCAAAUGGUUACUGAUAACCGUACACCAGAAAUGAAUAUUAAAAAUGAUGUUGAAGAAGGUGAAUUUACAAUGGAUCUUUACUCUUUACCUGAUAGUUUAUUGAAAAGUUUAUCAGAAUACGUUAAAAAGCGUAUUGAAUAA